Molecule: messenger RNA, 2430 nt
Organism: Microdochium trichocladiopsis
Lineage: Eukaryota; Fungi; Ascomycota; Sordariomycetes; Xylariales; Microdochiaceae
Exons: 1
Coding region: 96-2330 (744 amino acids)
Molecular function (GO): RNA binding
Source: RefSeq, a predicted model, not a curated record
UGUUCUGCUGCUUAGGAUCGUGAAGCCGACUGGGAAGAACCAUUCGUGCGCCUGCACCACUUCCACCACACCACACCACAACCGACUGUCUCAAGAUGGGAGGCAAGAGAGAAAGAGCCCAGCCGGGCGACACAGCCACGGCAUCGACCGGCGACAUUGAGACACCCUCCGAGCCGCCGUCCAAGAAGACCCGUGUCGAGGCCAGCCGGUCGCUCUUUGUGCGCUCGCUCGCGCCCACCGCGACACCAGAGUCCUUGACCGAGUUCUUCUCGCAGCACUUCCCCGUCAAGCACGCCCACGUCAUCACCGACCCCAAGACCAAGGAGUCUCGCGGCUAUGGCUUCGUCACCUUCACCGACGCCGACGACGCGAAGGAGGCCAAGGAGAAGCUCCACAAGCACAAGCUCGAUGGCCGGCCCAUGUUCCUCGAGAUCGCCGAGGCGAGACACCGCAAGGCCGGCGACGGCCAGACAGAGGCCGUGGCCAAGAAGGAGCAGCGGCAGGCCGAGCUCGCCGAGGCCCGGAAAGCGCCCAAGCUCAUCAUCCGAAACCUGCCGUGGAGCAUCAAGAAGGGAGACCAGCUCGGCGCCCUGUUCCAGGGCUUUGGCAAAGUCAAGUACGCCGACCUGCCGUCCAACAAGGGCAAGCUGUCUGGCUUCGGCUUCAUCACCAUGCGCGGGCACAAGAACGCCGAGAAAGCCAUGGAGAUGCUCAACGGCAAGGUCAUCGAUGGACGGACGAUAGCAGUCGACUGGGCGGUGGACAAGAACCAGUGGCAGAAACAAAACGCUGAAGACGACGAUGACGAGCAUGAGGACAAGGAGGACAAGAAGUCGGAAAAGAAGAGCAAGAAGAAGUCAAAAGCGCAGAAACCUGACGAAGAGGACGAGGAGGAGGAUGACGAGCAGGAUGCCGAAGACGAUGGGAAAGCGAAGGAUCCCGACGACCAGCUGGACGCAGAUCUGAGGAACUUCUUCAAGAACCACAUGGGCAACAUGGAGGACGAGGAUAGCAACGACGAAGAUGAGGACGACAAGGACGAGGAAGACGAGAACGCGGAACCAAAGAAGCAGCUCUCGACAGACAACAGCACAACAUUGUUCGUGCGCAACCUGCCAUUCAGCACCACAGAUGAGGGUCUCAAGUCCCACUUUGAGCAAUUCGGCACCAUCAGAUAUGCGCGGAUAGUCAUGGACCGCGCCGCCGACCGACCCGCGGGCACGGGCUUCGUGUGCUUCGCCGACGCGGCCGAGUUCAAGGACUGCCUGCGUGGCGCGCCGCGGAUACAGCCCACCACGACGGCCGGCAAGAAGAUGUCGAUCUUGCAGGACGAGCGCAAGGAUCCGGAGGGCAAAUACACGAUUGACGGGCGGGUGCUGCAGGUCUCACAGGCCGUGAGCAAGGACGAGGCGUCGCGGCUCGCGGACGAAGGUGCCGCUGCCCGCGGUGGCAAGGACCGCGACAAGCGCCGCCUGUACCUCCUCGCCGAGGGCCAGAUCCCGGCCGACUCGCCGCUGCACAGGUUGCUUACCCCGUCCGAGGUGCAGAUCCGCGACCAGAGCGCCGCCCAGCGCAAGAAGCUCAUCCAGGGCAACCCGAGCUUGCACUUGUCCCUGACGCGCCUCGCCGUGCGCAACCUGCCCCGCGAGAUGGACUCCAAGACGCUCAAGGCCCUCGCGCGUGAGGCGGUGGUCGGCUUUGCGACAGACGUCAAGGAAGGUCGCAGGUCGCCGCUGAGCAGGGAGGAGCUCACGCGCUGCGAGGACGACAAGGCGGCCGACCUGAAGCGCAAGGAGCAGGGCAAGGGUGUGGUCAAGCAGACCAAGAUCAUCUACGAGAACGCGCAGGGUUCCAAGGUCGAGGAGAUCGACGGGGCCAGCAAGUCCCGUGGCUACGGCUUCAUCGAGUACUACACGCACCGCAUGGCGCUGAUGGGCCUGCGCUGGCUCAACGGCCACGCGAUCAAGAACAAGGCCGGCAAGUCGCAGCGCUUGAUUGUCGAGUUUGCGAUUGAAAAUGCGAAUGUCGUCGCGCGGAGGAGGGAUAUGCAGACCAAGUUCUCUGGCGGUAACAGCAGCAGCAACAACAAUUACAACAGGAAGGAUGACCGGGAUGGCAAGAAGGGUGGCCUGCCCAAAGGCAAGGACUUUUCUGUGUCGAACAAGAAGGGCAAGAAGGGUGAUAAGACCAAGGGAGGGGACGGCAAGCCCGCGACUGCAGCUGUUGAGGGGAAGAAGGGGAAGGAGGAGGCGAAGAAGGAGGGUUUCCAGCAGCAGAUCAUCGGGCGCAAGCGGAUGAUGCGCAAAAAGAAGGCUCAGUCGCGGGGAUGAGCUUGAGAGUAAGGAGAAGAGACUUGGAAAACCCGGUUGGCGUCGAGCUCGUCUAUAUUCAGCAUGAUUGCAUCGCAUAAAUUUACAGCAUUUCCCCACG